This is a messenger RNA of Ruditapes philippinarum (Manila clam), 2305 nucleotides long. RefSeq names its product HCLS1-binding protein 3-like. Bases 133 to 1695 code for a protein of 520 amino acids. The record is from RefSeq and is a predicted model, not a curated record. Gene Ontology annotation, molecular function: phosphatidylinositol binding. Lineage: Eukaryota; Metazoa; Mollusca; Bivalvia; Venerida; Veneridae. The transcript is spliced from 7 exons.
UCUUAUUUUAAAGCGUCUGUAAAUAAGUCAUGUGAUCUGUCAUGUGACCAACCAUGUUAAACUGAAACUGAAUUUCGAGUGGGCGUGUUUGCAACAUAUAAAAAAAGAGUUAUAACAGAAGCAACUUUAAUCAUGGCACGUGCCACUGUCACAGUCAGAGAACUGAAGAAUAAGGACACUGGGAUAGAUUUAUCAGUGACAUCAUACAAGGAGACAAAAGGGAUGCUGGGAUCUUCCUAUGAAUACCAAGUGAUGGUUGUAUCAAAUCUGUCAUACUUUAAGUCAGCAAAACACAAGGAAGCAGAUAAUGUCCAGUUUACAGUAAUGAAAAAGCUUAAUGACUUUGAAGAAAUUCACAGUAAAUUUAACACAAAAUACAGUGGGACUGCUUUUCCUCAGCUUCCGAAGAAAGUGUUAAUGAUGAAUGACAGUAUUGCUAAAGAGCGGAGAAAUAAUUUGGAUCAUUUUCUGAGAUAUUUGGCUUCGACACCUAAACUUUGUACAGAUCCAAUUCUUUUGGAAUUCCUAGGUGUGAGUGCCAUGAAGGCAGGGAAGUUGAGAAAGAUGGAGGUCUCAGAAUCAAAGGUCAACAAAGAUGAUAACUCUGAUGAAGUAACAGAUAAACCAGAAGCUGGGGAUGCAUCAAAUAAAGAUAACAAUGAAGAUGAUGAAAAUUUAUUUGAUGAUGAAGAUUAUGACAAAAACGCUGAUGAUGAUGAUAAUGAUUUGUUUGGUACUGAGGAUAUUUCAACCGACACUAAUUUAAAUGGUGAUUUAAAGAUAUUUGAUGAGCCAGACUUAAGUGGAGCAUUGGAGGAUGGUGAAGGAGAUGACCUAUUUAUAACUGGGUCAAGGUCAGAGGUCAAGGUCACAUCCAUGCAGCCAGAUGAAGAUAAUGAGGAAAGCAAUGAUGACCUUUUCAGUGUUGAUGAUGAUUUAGACAAAAUUAUGAAGAUGUCACUUAAACCAGAAGAUAGUGAAUCAGUGGAGCAAGUUAAUGACGAUCCUAAACUAGAUGUUACAGAUUCAGAACCAAAGGCUGAAGAAGAAGAAGAAGAGAAAGCUGAACCAGUACAAUCCAAACCUGAAACAGAAGAUAAACCAUCCAUUCCAAAGGGAGAAGAACCAAUUAAAACUAAAGAAAAUGACAGUACAAUAGUUAGUGAUUUUGACAGUGUUACAGCAGAAACAGAAUUAUUGACUGAUACUACAGCAAAGGAGAAAGUAAGACCUAAACCUGCUUUGAGAAAAAAGCCGGAUAUUGGAAGUAAACCUGAUUUAAACCCCAAACCAGGACUGAAACCUAAACCUGGUGCAAGUCCAACAAAACCAGACACUCCUACUAAACCAGGAAUUCCAAAUAAACCGGGACUUCCUAAUAAACCGGGACUUCCUAAUAAACCAGGACUCCCAAGUAAACCAGGAGUUCCAAGUAAACCAGGAAUUCCAAAUAAACCAGGAAUUCCAAGUAAACCAGGAAUUCCAAAUAAACCAGGAAUUCCAAGUAAACCAGGAAUGCCAAAUAAACCAAGUAUUGCCACUAAAUCAGAUAAUGAUAUAACUGACUCAACAGCCAAUGCAAAUGAGAGUAAAAAAGACACAAGUGCUGUAGUUGAUAUCACUGAAGAUGAUAUAAUGAAAUAUAUUCAAGAAAAUACGCAAGGUGGUGAUGAUGAUUUAGAUUUAUUUUCAUAGCAGAUUGUUUUAAUUUCAUAGUGAAACCUGUGCAAAAAGAUCACCUGUGAAUAAAGAUCACAUAUAGAAAACCUUACAUUUAAGGUCAACAUUUGAUUUCUUUUCUCCAUUUAUACUCACAGCUACAAAAUUAGCUGUUUUGACAUUCCCAUUCUGAACAACAGUUUGAAUUUAUCCAACACUGGUCAUUAUAGACAGGUUUAAAUGUAUUGAGUGAUGAAAUUGAAUAAUUUGUGUAACUGUAUUCAGUGUUAGAAGAACUUGAUAACUUUGAUAAAAUUCAUUAACAUGUGUUACUGUAUUCAUUUCUAGAAGAACUUUGAUAACUUUGAUAAAUUUCAAUAACAGGUUUAACUGUAUUUAUUUGAAGCAAAUCUUUAGUAACAUUGAUAAAAUUCAGGAUAAGGAGUAACUGUUUUCAGUUAUAGAUUAACUUUGGUUUCUUUAAUAAAAUUCAAUAACAGGUGUUACUGUAUUCAGUUCUAGAUUAACUUUUGUUACAUUGAUAAAUUCAGUUACAGGUGUAACUGUAUUUGGUUAUAGAAGAACUUUGAUAAAGUAACAAAAAAGGGUUUACUGUAUUUAUUUGGUAACAUAAAAAACGAUUUUU